Messenger RNA from Pyricularia pennisetigena, 645 nucleotides. RefSeq lists its product as uncharacterized. The transcript is spliced from 4 exons. Gene Ontology annotation, biological process: protein retention in ER lumen; endoplasmic reticulum to Golgi vesicle-mediated transport. The coding region runs from base 1 to 645 and encodes 214 amino acids. Gene Ontology annotation, molecular function: ER lumen protein retrieval receptor activity. The record is from RefSeq and is a predicted model, not a curated record. Lineage: Eukaryota; Fungi; Ascomycota; Sordariomycetes; Magnaporthales; Pyriculariaceae. Gene Ontology annotation, cellular component: endoplasmic reticulum; cis-Golgi network; membrane.
AUGCUCAACCUCUUCAGAGUCUUGGGGGACUUCUCCCAUUUGGGGUCAAUCAUGAUUCUGAUGCACAAGAUGACGCAGCUCAAUAGCUGCGCUGGUAUCUCAUUCAAGUCACAAUGCCUGUACCUACUGGUCUACAUCACAAGAUAUCUCGACCUCUUUUCAACAUCCAGCAUCUACAACGUCGUAUUUAAGAUCCUUUUUAUUGGCUCACAAAGCUACAUCAUCUACCUGAUGGCCACUGCUUACAAGCCCACCAACGAUCCCAAUGUCGACACUUUCCGCGUCCAGUACCUCCUCGGUGGCGCCUUUGUAAUGGCGAUCGUUUUCCCCUACGCCUGGACUCUGUGGGAGAUUCUCUGGGCCUUCAGCAUCUGGCUCGAGUCUGUGGCUAUCCUUCCGCAGCUGUUCAUGCUGCAGCGCACCGGCGAGGCCGAGACGAUCACGACGCACUACUUGUUUGCGCUGGGACUGUACCGCGCCCUCUACAUUCCCAACUGGAUCUGGAGAUACUUCACCGAGCCCAAUCAUAGCGUCGACUACAUCGCCGUCGUGGCGGGCAUCAUCCAAACGAUUCUGUACAGCGACUUCUUCUGGAUAUACUACCAGAAGGUCUGGAAGGGCCAAAAGUUCAAGCUGCCUGUAUAA